UUAUUAGCUUCUAAAAAGAAAGGUGGGAAAUUGUGGAAGAAAGAAUCAACACAACCACAACAGAGACAACUCCAUCUCUGUUUUCAUGUCUCUCUGAAGCUUUGCCUCUCUUUGUAGUAUCCAUCUUCCUUCUUGCUUCUCUCAAGCACCCAACACACAAAUUUCUCAACAAUCAAACCCUUUUUACCUUACAAUUUCUUUUCCAUUAAACCAAUACUUCUUUUUCCCAUUUUUUUAUGAUCUUUGAUUUCACCUUCUUUCAUAAUCUCUGCUCUGUUUUCUCCCUCUUUUCCCCACAAUGUUAGUUGCAAAUAGUUUCGAUUUGUGGAAGAAAGAUGGGUUCUUUUCUGCCGCUGAGCAGGUUCAAGAAUCUGCCGAUACGAUGGAGUUUGCAUAUAGGACUUGGAUUAGAGAGAGAAGAGAAGGGCUAAGUCCUGAUGAUUUGGACGAACUCCGUCGAGAGGUUCAAACGGCUCUUGGUACAGCCAAAUGGCAGCUGGAAGAGUUUGAGAAAGCUGUUAGAGUUAACUGUCGUUCCAGAAGUGAAGAACAUUUGUUGGAAAGACAUAGACUAUUUAUUGCAGCCAUUGGAAAUCAAAUUUCCCAUGUUGAAGCUGCUUUAAGAAAAUCUUAUGACAAAGAGGGCAGGCAGCCACUUCGAUGGGUAAAUCUAAAUGAGGAAGAAUGCAAUGAUUUGGCUACAUUCCUCUCUGGUGUAUCGGAAGUACCACAAAGUGCAAAAACUGAAUCAUCUUUGUGUAGGUCUUCAGCAAAAAGUUCUAUAUAUGAGAAUCAUGAACGAGUAGUGGCAGAUAUGAAUCCUACUUCUACUUGUAGUUUGAGUAAUUCCUCUAAAAUGAAGGGCAAUAAAUAUGUUGAUGCUGUAGAUAUAGACUCAUCGAAAGUCAAAGAUCUGGAAGUGAAAGAAAAUUUUGGAAGAGUAGAUGAUGCACUAUGCAAAAUGGAUAGAUCAACAAAGGUAAGGAGAGCAAGUCCACCAACUGUUCCUGACCUGCAAAUUGUAAUUGUGGAUGAAAAUCAAGAGAGAAAACAGUCUAUUACAAGUUUGGAAGUUUCAAGAAAAGGAAAAUCGGGACCAGUCUUCUGGAAACGCGGAUGUGGAAAAUUUUCUCAGCUUUUUGGUAGGGUUCAGCAGCGACAAAUGUACAGACCCUGGCAUCUUCAGCUUGCAUGUUCUGUUCAAUUUACUCUUGCUUUGAUGUUGACUAUAUUCUUGAUCGGUGAGUUUCUAAUUUUUCUCCAAGUUGUUUGGCAUUCUAGUUUUAUAACUUUACAAAAUUUGGAUUUGUAUUUGAAACAUGUUAUUUAUGUCUAGAGAAUCUUUACUCCAAGAAAUUACAUGGUUUUAUAUUUACGUUCUUUCUGAUUAGUUGAUAAAUUUGGGGAGAUCUUAUUGAGUUAUUGUCUAAUGCUUGACUAUAAUCCUCUUAUAGUGGGAAUGCCGUGUGACUUUCAGAAUAUUGAUAUGUAAUUCAUUAAUCUCAUCACGGGAACUCAAACUUUUUUUUUUUGGGACAGAACUUUUGGUUGAAUUAAUGAAAAAGAGAUUAAUGCUCAAAGUUACAAACACCCAGAGGAGUGUAACAAAAAGAAAAUCUGAUUACCAAAAGUAGAUAGAAAUGAUUACUAAAGACCAUAUGGAAGCGUCAAAUUCAAAUUAAUAUCCUUUAGAGAGGAACAGUAAAAAUGAUGAGAUAGAGUACACCAAAGAGAUGGUUUGAAAUGAGCUGAUUCUAAAUGGUCUGCCCACAAACAACAUUUAUCGAUUCCAUAUAAAUCAUCUAAUUUCUUUGCAGCCAUAAUUCAAAAAUCAAUGCCCUUUCAAGGUCAAAAGAGGUCAUUUAAUCUACUAUUUCCAAAGUCAAGUUUCUUUGUUCUCAUUUAAUAAUAAAAAAAUGUAGGAGCAAGGUAAAGGAUGGGCCCUGUUUCUAAUAUUUGUUUAGGAAAUGAUAAGGGUAUGGGGAAGUGAUAUCUUUUAGAGUUCUAAACAUUCUAUUCUUGGAUAAAAGGUUGCAUCGAUGGGUGAAUUUUCCAACAUUUUUAUUUUUUAAUGGAA
Messenger RNA from Cucumis melo (muskmelon), 2077 nucleotides. RefSeq lists its product as uncharacterized. The record is from RefSeq and is a predicted model, not a curated record. Bases 299 to 1336 code for a protein of 345 amino acids. The transcript has 4 exons. NCBI's taxonomy places the organism in Eukaryota, Viridiplantae, Streptophyta, Magnoliopsida, Cucurbitales, Cucurbitaceae. Gene Ontology annotation, biological process: Golgi vesicle transport. Gene Ontology annotation, cellular component: membrane.